CGGAGUUUUAGACGAGCUCUCAGAGAAUUCCAAAAAAGUACGCUAUUUUAAGACUUGUGUAUGUACGUGGGUUAUUGAGCUCUUCCCUCAAUGGCUCGUCUUACUGCACGGGCUUUUAGCAUAUUAGAAGCACAUUUUUUCAUGGUAAACUCAAACGAUGGAAUUAAAAUAGAAGCAAAUAUUGACUACGAUAUGGAUACUGGAGAACCCUGAAUGCCUGCGAUCAGUGGCCGAUCGAUUUAACAUUACAAAAUCGAUUUUAUUUCGUGUUUAUCGCAGAAUUUGUGGAGGAUUGCCAACAAUCUUUCCGGUCAAUAUAUGAGCAACAGAAAAAAACAGGAACUAAAGAUGAAACCAGAUACCGAGUGGAUUGUUUUGACAGUCCUCUACGCCAUCACGAUGCUCGUAGCGUUUGCAGGGAAUGGCUUCCUCAUCUACAUCGUGUGGAAGAAACCUGAAGUCAGAUCACUGACAAGCUUUAUGUUCGUCAACAUGGCCAUCGCUGAUUUGCUUGUAACCCUGAUUGUGAUGCCCUGGUCGAUUUCCACAAUAUAUACAGACGGUUUGUGGAUGAUCCCGGGAGUAUUUGGAAAAGUCAUGUGCAAAGGUGUUGUAUACACUGCCUAUGUCACUAUAACAGCAUCCAUCCUCUGCCUGACGUUCAUGGCGAUCGACAGGUACUAUGCCAUCGUUCAUCCCCUCCGCCGCCAUCUUUGGUUUCGAAAGCCUAAACUAACCGUUCCAUUUAUUUGGAUCGGGUCACUGGUCUCCAUGUCCAUUUUCCUUGUUAUUCAAACCGUGGAGGACUACAAUAAUUCUUCCUAUUGCAUGCUAUCUGUUUACAUCUUGGGUGAUCCAGAUAGGGCUCUUCGAGGAAUAUACCUCCUCCUUUUCGUCGUCAACUAUCUCAUCCCCUUGGCCGUUAUUUCUUUCCUGUAUACCAUCACUGCAUGGAAUUUAUGGUUCCAUGUUGCACCUGGAGUGAAUACUUUGAGAGGAAAUCGAGCGCAACUAGAAACCUCCAAGAGAAGAGUGGUUCGGAUGCUCAUUAUUGUUACCUGUGCCUUUGCCCUUUGUUGGCUCCCACCACAAGUGGUCCACAUGAUGCAAAUCAUUCACGCAUCUAAGGCUUACCUACAUAUACAGCCGAUUGUCAGCUUUGUGUGUUUUUGGUUUGGACACGCUAACAGCGCCGUUAACCCAUGGCUGUACAUUUUUCUGAGCACCAAGAUAAAUACAGCAUUUACCAGGAUCGUCAGUAGAAAAAGCAGCCGGUUGCCUUCAAGUCUCAUCAUCAAAACAUCAGAUGCCGUCUUACCACCUGAAGAUGAAGCAAUCCAGAAAGAAUCAAGAAUAUAAUCUCUCUCAUAACAUGAAAAACGCAUGAAAACAUGAAACGCUUAAAACGAAUUUGCGUAUUUCUAAUUAUAUAAUAUAAUACAAACACCUAUAUACGGUUUCAUAAAAGUUACUGUAGUAA
Molecule: messenger RNA, 1480 nt
Organism: Pocillopora verrucosa
Lineage: Eukaryota; Metazoa; Cnidaria; Anthozoa; Scleractinia; Pocilloporidae
Source: RefSeq, a predicted model, not a curated record